AUGCCGUCGUCGGCGAGCCGCGAGAACUUUCUGUCGGCGACGACGGAGGAGCUGGAGAAGCUCACGGGCGCCGAGGCGGGGACGUCGGGCGCGGCGUCGUCGUCGGCCGUCGCGGCGCACCCCGGCCGGUCGCCGCUGGCGCUGCCGACGGCGCUGUUCUACGGCGCGACAUCCAUCGGCAUCAUCGCGUGCAACAAGAUCACGCUGACGACGUACGCGUUCCCGAGCUCGAGCGCGCUGGCCCUGGCCCAGUUCGCCGUGACCUGCGCCUGCCUCGGCGCGCUCGCGCUCGCGGGCGCCGUCGAGCUCGCGCCGCCGACGGCCGACUCGUUCCGCGUCGUCGUGCCCCUCACGGCGCUCUUCGUCGCGGACGUGCUCAUGGGCCUCUUCGCGACGGGGUCGCUGAGCCUGCCCAUGUUCACGGUGCUCCGGCGCUUCAGCAUCCCCUGCACCAUGCUCCUGGAGCGCUUCGUGGGCCAGGCGAACCCGUCGCCCUUGGUGCAGGCGUCGGUCUGGGGCAUGGUCGGCGGCGCGGUCGUCGCGGCCUACGACGACCUCGCCUUCGACGCCAAGGGCUACGCCGCCGUCCUGCUCAACGACCUCUUCACGGCGCUGCGGGGCGUCUACGUCAAGGCCGCGCUGCCGCCGCCGCCGAAGCUCUCGAAGCUGAGCCUCCUCUUCUACAACGCCCUCCUCGGCGGCGCCGUGCUCGCGCCCUACCUCGCGUACACGGGCGAGCUCGCGGAGGCGCGCGUCUGGCUCGAGGACGCGCCGUCGGCGCACGCGGGCGGCCACCCCGUGGCGGCCCUGGCCCUGUCGGCGUCCCUGGGGCCCGUGCUCCAGUACGCCAUCUUCGUCUGCACGCAGCACAACUCCGCGCUCACGACGACCGUCGUCGGCGCGCUGAAAAACGUCGCGACGACCUACGUCGGCAUGUUCCUCGGCGGCGACUACUCCUACUCCUACCUCAACUUCGGCGGCAUCACCCUGUCCUGCCUCGCGAGCCUCGUCUACUCCUGGGCCGUCAUCGUCGGCCGCCGCCUCCCGACCGCGCCGCCGGGCGAACCGGCCGCGAAGUAA
Messenger RNA from Aureococcus anophagefferens, 1080 nucleotides. RefSeq lists its product as hypothetical. Lineage: Eukaryota; Pelagophyceae; Pelagomonadales; Pelagomonadaceae. Bases 1 to 1080 code for a protein of 359 amino acids. Gene Ontology annotation, molecular function: antiporter activity; GDP-fucose transmembrane transporter activity. The record is from RefSeq and is a predicted model, not a curated record. The transcript is spliced from 2 exons. Gene Ontology annotation, cellular component: Golgi apparatus.